AUGUCCCAACAAAACAUUCUCAUCGUAGGCGCGACGCGUGGCCCAGGCAAAGAGCUCGCCAAGCAAUACCACGAAGCCGGCCAUAAUGUGUCUGGGACAGCUCGCUCCGAGACGCCGGACGAUCGUCUUGGAAUCCGAUGGAUCACCGGUGUAGACGUCUCUGAAUCCCAAGCCGGCACCACGAUCGUGUCUGGCCUGCGGAAUGAGCAGCAAGAUGUUGUUAUUGUGUCUGCUGGAUACUUUCCGAAAGAGUCUAUCGACGAGCCCGACUUUGACAAAGAAGUCUUCACGUACAAAUCUAUGGAAGGCGGGGUUAUUGAAGCAGGGCAGCAAAGUCAUCAGGCGUUGCUGUAG
Messenger RNA from Fulvia fulva, 354 nucleotides. RefSeq lists its product as uncharacterized. The record is from RefSeq and is a predicted model, not a curated record. The coding region runs from base 1 to 354 and encodes 117 amino acids. Lineage: Eukaryota; Fungi; Ascomycota; Dothideomycetes; Mycosphaerellales; Mycosphaerellaceae. The transcript is spliced from 3 exons. Gene Ontology annotation, molecular function: oxidoreductase activity, acting on the CH-OH group of donors, NAD or NADP as acceptor.